This is a messenger RNA of Hyaloscypha bicolor E, 1193 nucleotides long. RefSeq lists its product as uncharacterized. The record is from RefSeq and is a predicted model, not a curated record. The coding region runs from base 45 to 1082 and encodes 345 amino acids. The transcript is spliced from 2 exons. Lineage: Eukaryota; Fungi; Ascomycota; Leotiomycetes; Helotiales; Hyaloscyphaceae.
GCAAUAUCUUGUCUUCAUCUUAUACUCUACAUAAUUAGUCGAUAAUGUCUCCAAUCCUAGGCCCUCUGAGUUCCCAUACCCCACAAAUACCACGUCCACUUCCUAGCCCAACGGAUUCCGAACCCUCAGCCGAAGGCACCGCUUCUGAUUCAACACAAUCUUCUAUUUCUCUUUCGAUCUACCCAGACUAUGGGGACGAAGACAUCAGAAAGGCACCUUGGAAAUACUCCGGGUACAGAGUUUUUUCCAAAUGGCUUGCAUCUGACCAAUCCUUCCUCAUAACUCGCCGCUUUGGAGCGCUCCAAGCUCGAGUGCUUCUCUCCCUACAAGACGAGAUUGUCAAACUCGAGGAAGAACUAGAGUCAAUGGACCAAGCGUACAGUCGAAAAGCAGUGCCAGACGUCGACAACGGCUCUUUCAGAAUCGACCCUUGCGAAGCUCGGCCAGCACUUAUUACUACACUAGGGGACAAAUUAAGGGCAUACAAUGGUUUCAUCAAUGAAUACUCCCAACUGAUGGCUCGCCCAGUACCGCGCCCAGAUGAUAUUAGCAACGUACGAAACUGGCUUGGAACAGAUGACCCCGACCCGGAAAAACACCCCAUUAACGAAAUUGAAGCCGCCUAUAUUCCACAUACCAAGGAUCUCGUAACUGUCUUACCAAAGGAGAUAUCUUGGUUCCGGAAGGUCCUUGAACGCAGCCUUCUUCUCCGCAUCCCGGGUCUCCGCUUGCUCUUCGAGCGUAAGGACGAUGAUAUAGAAGACUAUGAUGACAUACGACCGAUACGGGAUAAUCAGCAAGGCUUUAUCAGGGCCACAAGGUGGCAGAAUGAUAAGAGAGUUGACAGACUUUCAGAGGGCGUGAUUGCGGUGGUUGGGUUAGCGAUGCUAAUUGCUCUAUUGUGGGUAUUGGACAAGAUUGAUCAUGGGUUGCCAAAUGUCAAGCUUGGAGCAAUUACGGUGUUUAUUGUAGUAUUUUUCGUACUAGUGGCGGUUGCUACUACAGCAAGGGUGUUUGAUGCUUUGGCAGCGACGGCAGCGUAUGCUGCUGUGCUGAUGGUGUUUUUGCAGCUUAGUGGCUAGAUAUCAGAUAGAGAAGGCUUUACCUUCUAUUUCAACUUAGUUUCGAAGAUAAUAAGAGCAAACUCUAAUGCUCAGUGGGUUGUACAUCAUAUCCGGGUAGGAGUAUCAAUC